AUGAGUACCGAAGAAGUCGAUACCUCAAAUCCAUUAAUAGGUGGUAACAGUAAAAAGACCAACGUUUUCGGACAUUUGUUCCGUUAUUUUGGUCUCUUAUUUAUUUGUUUAAUGACAUUAGGUAGUUACUAUAUUUAUGAUAUUCCAGCAGCUUUACAAUCACAAAUUGAAAGUUUGUAUCAUGUAGAUCAUAUUCAAUGGAAUCUUUUAUAUUCAGUUUACAGUUUCCCAAAUAUGAUUGUAGUAUUUUUUGGAGGUUAUUUUAUUGAUAAUGUUUUUGGUCUCAAGAAGGGUGCAAUUGUUUUCUGUUGUUUAGUCAUGGCAGGUCAAAUUAUUUUUGCAGUUUCAGCCAACACCAAGCUCUUUUGGUUAGCUUUAGUUGGUAGAACUAUUUUUGGUCUUGGUGGUGAAUCACUUGGUGUUGCCCAAUCAACUUUUUGUGCUAGUUGGUUCAAAGGAAGAUCAGAUAUUAAUUUAGCAUUCGCUAUCACUCUUGCUUUUUCAAGAAUUGGUAGUGCUAUUAAUUUCCAAAUUUCACCAAUGAUCUACAAUAAAACAAAUACAUCAACUGCAGUUUGGUUUGGUGCCAUUAUUUGUGGUGUUUCAUUCGCAGCAUGUGUUAUCCUCGUUAUUCUUGAUGUUAUCAGAGGUAAAAAAGAUAAAGAAGAACCAGUUGCAGCCACCGCCACCAGUUUCAUGGAUAUCAUUAGAUCAUUCAGAGAUGUUCUUUAUUUCCCAGGUACUUUAUGGUUAGUCAAUUUAUCAGUAGUUUUAUUCUACGUUCCAUUAUUUGUUUUCGUUUCAAUCUCAUCCGAUUUCUUCUUGUCCAAAUACAAUAUCACCGUUAGUGUUGCCACAACCUUAUCAUCAAUUCCAUACUAUGCUGCCGUAUCUUCACCACUCAUUGGUUUAUUAGUUGAUAUUGUUGGCCAUAAUGUUUACUUUAUGGGUAUUGCUUCAAUCUUAUUAGCUGUUGCCCACGGUCUUUUCACUUUUAGUGAUGUCAAUCCAUGGGCUGGUUCUAUUUUCUUAGGUGGCUCAUAUGCUUGUAUGGCUGCUUCCAUCUGGGCCACUAUUCCAUGUUUGGUUCCAAGCAAACGUUUAGGUUCUGCUUAUGGUUUAGCUUUUGCUUGUCAAAAUGCUGCUGUUGCCAGUUUUGGUCUUAUCAUCAAUGCCGUCAUUCAAAAGUACAACACCAAUCCACUUGCUGAUGGUUCAGAUUCAAGCCAAUAUGAUUCACCAGGUGCUUACCAAAAAGCUGGUUACAUUUUCUUUGGUCUUUCAUGUUUAUGUGUUUUAAUUCAAGCCACCCUCAUUAUUGUUGAUAGAAAGAAUAGAUGGAUUAACGUACCAUCAGCUCAAAUGAAACAAAGAGUUAAAGAUAUUAAUCCAGAAGAUGAAAAGAAACCAUUAUUAGUCAAUGAGGAUGAUAAUUAA
Messenger RNA from Dictyostelium purpureum, 1437 nucleotides. RefSeq lists its product as uncharacterized. The record is from RefSeq and is a predicted model, not a curated record. Gene Ontology annotation, molecular function: transmembrane transporter activity. The transcript is spliced from 2 exons. NCBI's taxonomy places the organism in Eukaryota, Evosea, Eumycetozoa, Dictyosteliales, Dictyosteliaceae. Gene Ontology annotation, biological process: transmembrane transport. The coding region runs from base 1 to 1437 and encodes 478 amino acids.